This is a messenger RNA of Oppia nitens, 2162 nucleotides long. RefSeq names its product bifunctional 3'-phosphoadenosine 5'-phosphosulfate synthase 2-like. The transcript is spliced from 7 exons. The coding region runs from base 225 to 2072 and encodes 615 amino acids. Lineage: Eukaryota; Metazoa; Arthropoda; Arachnida; Sarcoptiformes; Oppiidae. The record is from RefSeq and is a predicted model, not a curated record. Gene Ontology annotation, molecular function: adenylylsulfate kinase activity; sulfate adenylyltransferase (ATP) activity; ATP binding. Gene Ontology annotation, biological process: 3'-phosphoadenosine 5'-phosphosulfate biosynthetic process; sulfate assimilation.
UAUCGACCAAUCAUUGAAUGCCAACAAUUAGUGCACUCAAUGGCGAUACUGUUAUAACACUAAUACUAAUACAUUGACUGACAUUCAAAUUGACGGAACUCUCAAUAUAUUCAAUCAAUUUAUUGGACAUUCAUAUAGUAAUUCAUAAUUCACUUAUUAUUUGUCUAAACAUUCAAAUUUAAGUUUUGAAUACAUUGAAUACUUUUUUAAAAUCAAUAAAUAAAAUGCCUAUUGAUGUAAAUAUUAAUGAAGUCAAUGGUGUUUCAAACAGUCAAGCUUCAAAUGUGUUUUAUCAAGAUAAUUUGGUUACACGUGCUAAACGUGCUAAAACAUUGGGCAAUGAAUUCAGGGGAUGUACCAUAUGGUUGACAGGUUAUUCCAGUGCUGGCAAAACUACAAUUGCUUUUAAACUGGAAGAAUACCUGUGCAAACAUAAUGUGUUUACUUAUGCAUUAGACGGGGAUAACAUCAGACAAGGACUCAAUUCAAAUCUUGGAUUCAGUGCUGAGGACAGGAGUGAAAACAUUAGACGCAUAGCAGAAGUGGCCCGACUUUUUGCAGAUUCCGGAGCAGUAGUGUUGACCAGUUUUAUCAGUCCGAUCCGUAAAGACAGGGAUAAUGCCCGCAAUAUCCAUAAAAAAGAUGAUUUGCCAUUCUUUGAGGUAUUCAUUGAUACACCGCUUGAAGUAUGCGAACAACGAGACGUAAAAGGACUUUAUAAGAAGGCACGGGCCGGUCAUCUGACCUGUUUUACCGGUAUUGAUAUGGACUACGAGAGUCCACAAAAUCCCGAUUUGCGGCUCCAAACUAAUGAACUGACAAUCGAUGAAUGCGUACAACGAGUUGUAGAUUUCCUUAUUGAAAAUAAAAUCAUUUCCAAAGAGUUAACACCAGAUAUGAAUGAACUAUUUAUACCAAAUUCAAAAUUAGAUGAUUACACAGUUCUAAGCAAUAGUUUAGUACAAAUUAACAUAACUGAAGUCGAUUUGCAAUGGAUUCAAGUGCUGUCUGAGGGAUGGGCGCCUCCUUUAAAAGGAUUUAUGCGCGAACGGGAAUACCUACAGUGUAUAAACUUUGGACUGUUAGUCGAUAAGGGCAUCAAAAAUCAAACCAUACCUAUUGUGUUGGCCAUUAGCGAUGAGGAUAAGGAACGUCUCAAUGGCAAAACAAAUGUUGCCCUCAAAUACGGCGAUCAAUUAGUAGCCAUUCUCGAAGAUAUUGAGAUAUAUGAGCACCGAAAAGAGGAACGGAUGGCUGCAGUAUUCAAGACGACCAAUACGGGACAUCCGUAUAUCAAAAUGAUUGUGCAAAUGGGAAAUUGGUUAUUGGGUGGUGAUCUUCGUGUGUUUCAAAGAGUCCACUGGAAUGAUGGACUCGAUUGUUAUCGUUUAUCCCCUCAAGAGAUUAAACAGAAACUUAAGGAAAUGAAUGCCGAUUCCGUGUUUGCGUUUCAAUUGCGGAAUCCCAUACACAACGGUCAUGCAUUGCUAAUGCAAGAAACCCGACGCCAACUGCUGACCAAAGGCUACCGAAAUCCUGUAUUAUUGUUGCAUCCAUUGGGUGGUUGGACUAAGGAUGACGACGUGCCACUUAAAACACGUAUACUACAGCAUCGGGCCGUACUCGAUGAUGGUGUACUUGAUCCGAAAACCACAUUAUUGGCUAUAUUUCCAUCGCCGAUGUCAUACGCCGGUCCGCGUGAAGUUCAAUGGCACGCAAAGGCUCGUCAAGUUUGUGGCGCUAAAUACUAUAUCGUAGGUCGAGAUCCGGCCGGUCUGCCUCAUCCCGACACCGGUAAAGAUCUAUACGAACCUACACACGGGCAGAAAGUACUGCAAAUGGCUCCGGGAUUAAAUGAUCUGGUUAUCAUACCUUUCCGUGUAGCCGCUUAUAAUAAGAAACUCAAAAGAAUGGACUUUUACGAUCCGACUAACAGUGCUGACUAUGAGUUCAUAUCGGGUACCAAAAUGCGGACAUUUGCCAAAACAGGUUUUGCACCGCCAGAAGGGUUUAUGGCUCCAAAAGCGUGGAAAGUGUUGUCUGACUAUUACAAGAGCUUACAGUUAUAUUAACCCAUUUUUUAUUUGUUGUUUUAUAAGAAAUAUCUACUGUAUUGUAUAUUUUGCAUAUUUUCUAAAAWUCAUUAUUUAAAAAUAUAUUUA